AUAGAUAGACCAAUAAUAGGUACAUGUGUUUACGGUCCAAAAGUUCGUACCAGGUAAAUGUAAGACAGUGAUACCCUGAUAACAUUUUCUGAUAAUUCAAAAGGGGCGGAUUUUGAAACUGUCCUCAUAUUCUAUUCUGACUUUCGUCAGAGAAGUAAUAUUUUAUUUGUGCUUUAAGAAAACUGUUUAAUAUUGGACUGCGGCGAUAGUGUUUUCCUUCAUGCAAGGAAUUUACCUUUGUUUGGCCAUUCUGGCGCUGCUUCCUGCAGGUGACACUGAAACAAUGGCCUUCUCCUAUGACGAAAGUCUACUCUCUUAAAGACAAUUGAGUUGUUGCUAACAAAAUGGCGAGUUUAGCUGGCGUGUUUAAGGAGAAGGAAAGGACAAACUGGCUAAAGGCAUGGCUAGCAUUAGAUAUUGCAAAGCUGGGUUUUGAGAACUUUGUAACAAGCGAGUCUCAGAAUUUUCACGACCACAUUUACGACCAAGUUAGAUCUACUUGCACCAGCUGUACCACAGAAAAUGUACGGAAAAAAAAUUUCAUAUGUCCUAUGCAGAUUUGCAAUGAAGUUCGUGAGAAAAUUAUGUCGGAACAUCGGUAUAAUAGUGGGUCUUGGAAUAAUACAGAUGCGCAAGAGUGGCAAACAAACCGGGGGUAUUGUGAAAUAGCCAAGUUUUAUAUCCAAACAGAUGGAUAUGCUGCCAAGACAUCAUUUCAAGAAAUAGACUUCAACGGAGUCGUCAGUUAUAUGCUAAACUGCAAGCGCUUUGAAAGCUUGUUGUCUUUUCCAAUAACAACGGGAAAGCCCACAACUCACAUGCCUGCGUGCCUCCUUUAUAAGGCUCGUGAAAUCCAUAAAGCUGUGCGUCACUCUGCUGAUAUGAAACUGUCUGAUAGCGAUCUCCAAGACUACUUCAAAACAUUGAAAGACCUGCUGAGGGAUCCCGGCAAGAUUUUAAGUCCGAGUCUAAGCCAUGAUAGCCAUGCCCAAAAUGCUGUAAAGAAAUUAGAAGAGUUGGAAAAUGACACCUUACUUUUGACUACAGCGGAGAUGAUGUGUCUCCUGGAGGCUGUGGAUUCAACUUUGAAGCAGUACUUGAAAGAUGUUGCCAAAGAUGCUGUUGAUGAAUCAGUGAAUGACCUGAAAGAUGUUGCCAAAGAUGCUGUUGAUGAAUCAGUGAAUGACCUGAAAGAUGUUGCCAAAGAUGCUGUUGAUGAAUCAGUGAAUGACCUCAGAGUAAUAAACGUGUAUCUGUGUAUUCAUGAAAUUGCAGACUUUAUGAAUCCAUGUAAGCAAGAGCUCACCAAUCAUGCAGAUAUGCAUAAACAUGACAUCAUGGAACAAACAGACACAGGCAAACAUGAGAUAAAGGUACAAACAGACGCGGGCAAACAGGAGAUAAAGGAACACAUAGACACAGGCAAACAGGAGGUAAAGGAACACAUAGACACAGGCAAACAUGCGAUAAAGGAACACAUAGACACAGGCAAACAGGAGAUACAGGAACACAUAGACACAGGCAAACAGGAGAUAAAGGAACAAACAGACAUAGGCAAACAGGAGAUAAAGGAACACAUAGAGACAGGCAAACAGGAGAUAAAGAAACAAACAGACUUAAGUAAACAGGAGAUACAGGAAUACAUAGACACAGGCAAACAGGACUUUGAUGAGCACGCAAACAAACGCAUUAAGGACAUUAAUGAACAGUUUGAAAAUACUGGUUUUAAUGAAACUCCCUACAAACAGUCCUGUGAAGGUAAUUGGAACUUGACACAUGUGUUCGCGGACAUUGGGCGAGGUGAUAGUGUACGGUUUUCCGCAUCGGAAUACGAGUUGUCAACUUUUCCAGCAAGUGAAACUGCAUUUGAAACGGUUCGGAUGCUUACUCAAAAGUACAAAUCGGAACUUUUGACUUUAAAAGAAAUUGAAGAAAAUCGAAUACAAAUCUACGAGGUUUCAACUGCAUCAUCAAACACAGGGACUUUGAAAAUGUAUGAAGUAGUUGAGAAAAUCAGUCACAAACCAGCUGUCAUUAUAGGCACAAUAAAGGAGCGAAAGUUAAUUUUGGAUUAUUUUAAAACACUACCAGACGACAAUAAACGCGUAUUUUAUCUUUUAAUUAUUGAUAACAAUGGACCAUCAGAUGAGGUUGAAAUUCCUAAUAAUUUGAAGGUUGCUUAUUCCACCACAGAACUCAAAAUGACAGUUGCAGAUGAUCUACUCGAACGUUUCGCUUACAGAAUAUUAAGAAAUCUAACAGAACAUCUCUUAACCAAAGACCUUGCUAACGACGUUGAUGAUAUUAUCGAGAGCAUACGAUGUGCUUUCAAACGAAGUGAAGUGCCGGUUUCAGAAUGGCCUGAGUUACCACCAGAACCAAACUAUCCAGAAAACAUUGACAAGGCUACUAAGAAAGUGUUAGCUGAGGAUGGCGUCCUUGGAUGUACUACGAGGAACGGUAGGCUCAUUAUUUACAUGGAAGACACUAAUUUGUCUCGCUAUAAGAGAAAACAAACUGUGACACAAAUAUUAGAUGAGCUUGAAAUCAAAGAUUAUCAAAUCCACCAUGGGUCGUAUCAAACUUUGUAUAAAUCUGGUGAUGCUAUUCAAGGUGAAGAGGGUACCCUGGGUGGAUUUGCGAAGAAAAUUCCGAAACCCGACCAUGAAAAUAAGAAUGAUACAACAUGCAAGGGCCCAAGCAUAGUAGCUCUAGUAUCUCGACAUGUUGUUGCCAAUUCCGUAAUUGACAACAAAAUUAGUCUUCAUAUAGGGGACAAAAAAGUGGGUGAAGCGGAGUUCCAUCCAAUUGAAAAUUUGGACAUCGUUCCAGUUGACAUCUUUUCCAAGUAUGUAAAAGAUUGUCAGACCAAAUACUUUCAUUAUAACGGGAAACCAAUGAAUGCCCUUAUACCUGAUGACGACUUCUGGAACACAUCCAUGGACAAUCUCGUAUUUUUGUGGGGUCAGAAUUUCAAUUCAAAAGCUGGUUAUAUUCAGAACCCUAUUUUCUAUUUUGGGAAAAAUCCAACUGUGCCUACUAUUCUGAUUCGAGAACGCAACGUCCAGCCCAGGCAGCCUGUUUCUGAACAUGGUGACAGCGGUUCCGUUGUAUGUGCGUUGAAUAGAAAAAAGGAUAAGUUGUACGCCUUGGCAAUGAUGAUUGGUAAAUUUGAACCUAGGGACACUAGGUGUAAAGAGGGAUACGGUGGUCCUUUAUAUAUUGCAUUGCGGUUGGAGGAGGCAUUCAACAUGCUUGAAGAACAUUACAGCGCUACGUUCAAGCUAUGCAAUGAAAAUGAUUAAAAAUGAACUCACUACAUUAUUAUUUGGUUCAUGUACAUAGGAUUUCCUCGCUAGAUAUUAUUGUUACGGAAUUGACCGUGUAAUAAAUAAAUUAUGCGCAAGUUCAAAAAUGCAGCUUAGUAGUGUUCGUUACAACAAGAAUAACAAACAACGUAAUACGGAAGGUCUUCCAUUUAUAUGAUUAUGAUUGUACGAAUUGUGAUUUACAUGUGCUUGUAAUUAUAAUGCAAUAUGAAAAACAGACAAUAUGAACAAAAGAUAAAAUAAAAAUAAAGACUCAUAAUAAACGCAUGAGCAGAUAUAAAAUAUAAUUAUUAAUAUAAUUGAUUCUUAUGAUUAAAAAUGUGUUGAAAAUGAAAUUUAAAAAUUACUUUUGUCCUGAAAAAUUAUGAAUGCAUACGUUUUAUAGAUUUGUCUUUUGUUUACAUUGUUGUAUUUUGUAUAGAAAACUUUGACCAUUAGCAUGCAAUCAAUCAUGUCUGCACGCUUAACCUUAAAUGUGAAGUAAUUGAUAGUAUGUAUCUAUAUUGUGCUACCGUAUGCUAAAUCAUACAAAUGUCCGCUUAUGGAACGCAGCAACAUACAUUCAUGUAGGAAUUGUAAACAAUAAUGUUAGUUAAAAAUAAUUAUGUAAUUGAUAAACUACUGUUUCAGUUUAAAUGUUUUGAAUAUAUCUUGAAUGUGUUUCUUCACAUCAAUCUAAUGGUAGACUUAAGUCGGUGACCACCCCUAAAUAUUCAUUUGAAGAUUUUUCAUCAAGGUUAUGUUUUCAGUUUUUACCGUUAACUAAUUGCGAAUUCGUUUAUAACGUUAUAUGAUUUUUCUUUUGCAUAUACCUAGGUUACUUAAUUAAUACAGUGUAUGUGUUAUUUUAAAUGAUUAUGAUAUCCUAUAAAUGUCAUAUUAAAUAAUUAAUUGCGUAUACAUUAAUAAAGGAAAACAACAAUUCAAACUAAUUUCAAAUAAUUGGACCCAUGCUUUGGUAUAUAUGUAUCAAUGGAGAUAAGAGGAGAGUCACUGAGGUCCCUAAUUUGACGUGCACUGAAUUUUGUAAACAAUAUGUUUAUAAUGUAUUUAUACAAAUACAUCUUUCGGACAGUAUUCGUUUAUUGGCGAAACGAGGCUAUUAUUUGAUCGUUCAGCAUAUUUAACAUAUACAGAUACAAACAGUUUUAAACAUAAUAUGCAUGUCAAUUAUUCUGCUUUUGUUUGACAAUUUAUAUAAUACAUGGGAUGCGGAUAAAGGUUUCUUUUAAAACGUUCUGUAAAUGGUUUAAACGUUCAAUAAAUUCCAGAUUAGUACAACCCAAGAUAAGGAGAAAAAAGGGGGAGGGCGUAUACUGGAUAGUCCGGUUGGAUUAUUGUCAUAUCACAUAAAAUAUUACAACAGUGAUGACCCUUUUCAAUUAAUGUUUCUGAAACCACAUUUUCCACAGGUCUUUUGUUUGUCAAGAGAUAUGAAGUAGUCCUCUUAGAGAUUUUGAAUUCAAAUAAUGCCCCUAGGGUAAAAUCUAACCACGCCCUAGGGUAAGAUCAAUACAAACGUUUAUUAAUUAGUUUUAAAAUAAAUUUGAGUAUAAUACAAAAUUUGGGUAAAAAAAUUGGUUACCAAAAAAAAGUUGAUACAAACAAAUUUUGGGUACGAACACAAAUUCGUGUACGAUAACAAAUUUGGGUACGAAAAAAAAUUGGGUACGAAAAAAAAUUGGGUAUCAAUAAUAAAUUUGGUACGAACAAAAAUUUUGGUACGAAAUUAAAUUUGAGUACGAAAUAAAAUUGGUUAUGAAAAAACAAAUUGGGAACGAAAAACAAUUGGGUUACGCAAAACAGGGGUACGGAAAAAAAUUGAGUACGGUACAAAUAAUGGGUAAUUCGAACAUGAAAUUCAAGCUUUUCUUGCUGAAGAAUAUUAUAAAGUUAAUUAAUAAAAUUGUCAUUAAUCAGUUGAAUUCAUAUUGGCUUUGUUAUUGAACUUCAGACAGCCGUAUUGUUCUUCGGCCUGCGACCUCAGGCCAAUACGGCUGUCUUUAGCUCAAUAAAAAAUCCAAUAUAAAUUCAACUCAUUUAUAACAUUAUAAUAAAGCUCACUAACUAAACACUAUUUUCUUCUGAAACCGCAAGCUACAGAGAUUUUAUAAUACGUAUACAGCAUCGUAUUUAGGUACCCAUUAAAUACUUUUCAGUUCAUCCCCAUAGGGUCAACACUGAUCAAUCCUCCUGGUAUCGUAAAUAAUAUUGUCUUAUAUUUUAAAAUAUGUUAAUCUGAAACACAAUUCACGUUCUGCCAUAAAACAUCGCAUAGUGGCCUUUUCUAAAGUUGUCUUUAAACAUGCCCGUAUGUUCAAAAAGAUCACGCCUCAUUGUUAACAUAUUUUAUAUCAACUUGCUUCAUAUUUUGGCGUGUCGUAGAGAGGAUAUUGCUUUCAGUUUAACAUGCAAAAUUGUGAUUCUUUUUUUACUCCUCUAUUUUUUGCCAUCACCUGAGCGUCAGCGUCCGGUUAAGUUUUGUGCUUAGGUCCACUUUUCUCAUAAAGUAUCAAAGCUAUUGCAUUAAAACAUGGCACACUAACUUACUUGCAUUGGGGGACUGGGCAGGCAAAGUAAGAUAAAUCUCGCUGGCAUUUUGACUUGAAUUUUGACAUAACUAUAUGCCAUUUUUGCACGACUUUUCAAAGAAAAAUGAGAGCUAUACUACUCGCCCCGGCGUCGGCGUUGGUUAAUUUUUUUAUAAAGUCAAAUAACUUUAACACUAUCGAAGAUAAUUAACUCAAACUUGGAAUAGUUCUUAAUGGUACCAAUACAAUUGUGUACGUAAAGUUGCAUAACUCUGUCAGCAUUGUUUUUAGAGCUAUGCCCCUUUUUAUACUUAGAAAAUUGAAAAUUUGGUUUUGUGUUAAGGUCCAUUUUAUUCCUUAAGUAUCAAAGCUAUUGCUUUCAUACUUGAAACACUAACUAUCAUAAGGGGAGUGUGCAGGCAAAGUUAUGUAACUAUGACUGAUAUUUUGACAGAAUUAUUGCUCCUUUUAUACUAAGAAAAUUGAAAAUUUGGUUAAGUUUUGUGUUUUGGUCCAUUUUACUACUGAAGUAUCAUAGCUAUUGCUUUCAGACUUGGAAAACUCGCUAACUAUCAUAUGCAUGUAAAAUACAAGUUGCAUAACUCUGGUUGGCAUUUUGGCGGAAUUAUGGCCCUUUUUGACUUAGUAACUUUGAAUAUUGUGUUUAAUUUGUGUUAAAAUGCAUUUUACUUCUGAAGUUUCAAGGCUAUUAGUUUCAAACUUCAAACACUGUCUUACUAUCAUGAGGGUACUGUACCUGGCACGUUUAAUUUGAUCUAAACCGUUGAAUGACAUUGAAUCUCAAGGUAAAAUAAGUAAAUUUUGCUUAAAUUGCCUGAACUUCUUCAUUUAGGAUCAGAUUUGAUUCAUACUUUGACAAAACAACACUUACCUGACAUACCACAAUAGACUCCUCCAAAACCAUCCCCCACGCACCACCCCAGAAUCCCCCCUUUUUUAAUUCAAGUUGAUAUGUUUUGUUUUUUUUUUUUGCUUUUUAUGCCCCCGGUAGUUCAACUUUCCGUCAGUCUGUGCGUCCGUCCAAAAACUUAACAUUGGUCAUAACAUGUGCAAUAUUGAAGAUAGCAACCUGAUAUUUGGCAUGCAUGUAAAUCUCAUGAAGUUGCACAUUUUGAGUGGUGAAAGGUCAAGGUCAAGGUCGUUCUUCAAAGUCAAAGGUCAAAUAUUUGGCGUCUGUCCGUCCGUCCGAAAACUUAAACAUUGGUCAUAACUUUUGCAAUAUUGAAACUUGAUUUUUGGCAUGCAUGUGUAUCUCAUUGAGCUGCACAUUUUGAGUGGGGAGAGGUCAAGGUCAGUGUCAUCCUUCAAGGUAAAAGGUAAAAUUUUGCAAUAUUGAAGAUAGCAACUCGGUAUUUGGCAUUCAUGCAUAUCUCAUCGAGCAGCACAUUUGAGUGUUGAAAGGUGAAGGUCUUCAUUCGAGAUCAAAGGUCAAGGGCAAAGGUCAAAAUUUGCAAUAUUGAAGGUAGCAACUCGUUAUCUGGCAUGCAUGCAUAUCUCACAAUCUGCACAUAUUGAGCUGUAAAAGGUUAAGGUCAUCCUUCAAGGUCAAGGUCUAAGGUCAAAUUUUGCAAUAUUGAAGAUAGGAACUCGAUAAUUGGCAUGCAUGCGUAUCUCAUGGAGCAGCACAUUUUGAGUGGUGAAAGGUCAAAGUCAAGGUUAUCCUUUAAGGUCAAGGUCAAAGGUCAAAUUUUGCAAUAUUGAAGAUAGCAACUCGAUAUUUGGUAUGGAUGCGUAUCUCAUGGAGCUACACAUUUUGAGUGAGGAAAGGUCAAGGUCAUCCUUCAAGGUCAGAGAUCAAGAUCAAAGGUCAAAAUUUGCAAUAUUGAAGAUAGCAACUCCAUUUUUGGCAUGCAUGCGUAUCUCAUGGAGCUGCACUUUUUGAGUGGUGUAAUUUCAAGGUCAUCCUUCAAGGUCAAAGGUCAAAUAUAUGGCUUCAAUGCGGCGCAGUAGGGGUCAUUGUGUUUCACGAACACAGCUCUUGUGUUUUCUUAUUUUUGAAAUAUCAUCUAAUAAAUUACACAGCCUUACUUUAUUUCUCCUCCCCAUUCCCCCACCCCCCACACAAAGAUUUUUGUUUUUUUAAACAUGCUUAAAACAAAUACACAUUUUUAUUAUUUUAUUUUUGAAAAACCAUCCAACCAUCCUACCCAAGCUAUUGCUAUCAAGCUUGAAAUAUAAUCUUAUUAGUUUGUUUAAUCACUUUACAAAUGUUCAUAGAUUGUGCAAAAUAUACCUGAACUUAGAAUCGUGUAUAAUUUCCCUCUUCUUUAAAAAAAAUAGCGAUCAUUAUGUUUUAAGUAUGGUCCUCUUCCAGUUAGAGUAAAACUAUAUUACCUUGACCUUCUUGAAUAUGAACAAUUUCCCCAUGAUAGCUAUUGUAAUUUUUGUUAUAUUGUCAAGCACUCGAAUAGUCGAGCGCGCUGUCUCCUGACAGCUCUUGUUAUACUUAGAAAAUAAAAAAAAAUGUUAAGUUUUGUGUUUAGGUCCACUUUAUUUCUAAAGUAUCAAAGUUAUUUCAUACUUGCAACACUUACUAACCAUCAUAAGAGGACUGUGCAACAAAGUUAUGUAACUCAGACUGAAAUUUUGACAUAAUUAUGGCCCUUUUUAUACUAAAACGUGAAAAUUUGGUUAAGUUUUGUGUUAAGGUCCACUUUAUUCAUAAAGUAUCAAAGCUCUUUCUUUCAUACCUGCAACACUUACUAUCAUAAGGGGACUGUGCAGGCAAAGUUAUGUAACUCGAACGGGCAUUUUGACAUAUUUAUGACCCCUUUUAUACUUAGAAAAUUGAAAAUGUUUUUAAGUUUUGUGUUUUGCUUUUCUCCUAAAGUAUCAUAACAUUUUAUAUUAAUUUUAUUGAUAUGCAAUAGUAGUGAUCAGGAGUUUCAUUGUUUUUGCAUAUCUUGUUAAAUACUGUCUAAAUUGUUUUUCUUCAUAGUUAAAAGUUUGCCAAUGUUUACUGUAACGUGUGUAAAUAAUGCGUCGAUGUGUAUAAUCAUGUAUAUAUUUGCAAAGAGCACACACUUUAGUGUCUGUAUAGUUAAUUGCUGGAUAUAUCGCUUGAUGUUUCAUUUUUAUUCAAGUUGAUAUGGUUUAUACAUCAUGCUAUGUUAAGAUGUGCUGUAUUGCGUCAUUCAAUCAAACUACGUAAAUGUACUUGUUAGUGGUUAUUGUGUUGUUGCUUUAUGCGUUGUCUGCAUCUCAUGACAUGUUAAGCUUUCCAUGACAAUACAUGUGUCCAUAUUUUAAUGCAGUUACAUGUUUUUUCGUCCUUUGUGAUCGCUGUCUCUAGACAUAUGUUAUUGAAAUAAUAUGCAUUGAUAAAGCCCUCUCCCCCAUAAAAGAAUACAAUAAGUGUGAUCAAUACAAACACAAUUUUGAAAGCACCAAAACUUUUUGCUAUUCCCAGAUACUAAGUAGAAUAACACCAAAAAUAACAUCGUUGUGUUUAGAUGUUGUGGGAAUUAAGAAAGUGAGGCUUGAUCGUAUGCACAAAACCAAUAAGUCACAAUAGAAGUCCUACUUGUGCACACAAUUUUAAGUGUGGUGCUUGAGACUACAUUUCAAAUUACUUUAAUUAUUUGAAUUCUUCCUGUAAUGUCAUUUGAAAAUUUAUAUUGCAUUAUUUUCAAUAUACAAUAAAAUACCCAUCAAUCAUUAUAAGCAGAUGAUUAAGGGUGUUUCAAAAACAUGUUCAAUAUUGGUGGCAGAUGCAUGUGUGUGUUAUUAUAUGUGUGAACACUGUAAAUGAAUAUCUUUUUAUGUAAAACGUUGUUUUUAAUUUUCGAUAUUUACUUUUGCCUGUAUAGACAUAUGUUAACCUUUUAAAGCCUUACUUUUGGAUGUCAUGACGUUGUUUAAUGACAUGCCUAUUUUAGAAUUUAACAACUUUGAAAAUUGUUGUACAUAAAUUCUUAUAAGAUACGUAGUCUGUUAGCGAAAAUUGAAAUAUUUGCGAAGAAUGACACUAAUAAAACAAUGAAUGAAGUAUUUACCAAGAUUUCACAUAAUUUUCCUCUGUGUUAAAAAGUUGUAUGUAUCAUUAGCUUUCUUAAUGUUGUAGUGUAUAUUAGUUUCCUACAUACUUGUGAAGGUAACAAGUUACUAUUAUAGGUAGUUUUUUUAUUAAUGAAGUAAAUUUGUAACGAUACAUUAUUAACCGAUUUUGAAAAUAACAAAACACUUGCAACCAAGUAUAUCAGGUUGUAAGGUGUACACAGUGCAUAAAUAACACCCUUUUUAGAAACAGGUCAGCAGAUCUUUCUUACAAUUCUUCAUAGAGAUCAUUACAAAAAUUGCAAGGUAUAGUGUUCAUUUGUGGUUUGAUUUAUGCACACCAGUAGCUGAACAUCGACAUUUAUUGGUGUUAAUACACAAACAUUGAUGAUUAAUUAUACAGUUGCUGUUAGUCCAAACGCAAUGAAGUCAUCAAAUGAAUCAGCAAUACAUGUUUAGCGAUCAUGGAUGUAUGCAAAGUUAAUGUAGUUGUUGACGAAUAAACAGCACCCAAAUUAAAAAAAGUCUGUCAAAUGCUCGCUGAACUACUACGCAUGUUUGACAUUUUAAUUUUAAGAUUCAAUACAUUAUUGAUCAAAUUUAUUAUUUAAUCAACAUUACCAAAACAUACUUUUUUGUAUAUUCAAAUCUAAUUGUAUAACAAUUAUAUCUUUCUGUUAAAAUAUAGCGUCAUAUUGUAUUUGUAUUUAAAAUUUGUACGAUGAUAUUAUUUAUGUACAUUCAUUGAUCGAUUUUACCUGCUUAUGUUCAUGUCAAACUCUUGUCUUUUGAGAUACAAUUUAAGUAUGUAUACAAUAAAUAAUCCUUGUACGGGUUUUAAGUUGGUUCUGACAACUAUUGUGUAAUCAACAACAAGGAGACAACAUGAUUACAAAGUUAAUACAAUUGGAUUGUAUAUGAUAAUGAAAGCCGUAUUGUUUAGGAGUAGCCAAUGCUUUCAUGCAGUAGAUAGUUUAAUGCGUGUAUAAUUAUAUGGACACUUGUGUGAUAGUUGAAUUUAUAAGCAAUAUAAAUACAUGCUUUAGAUACAUUAGUUGAUAUGGUGUGCGGGUAGUAACACACACAGGCACCCAAUGUUUUUAUAUUUAUAGUAUUAGAAAUGAUACAAAAUUACACACGUAUGUGCUUUAAAAAUGGAUGAUACGACUUACUUUAAGAAACGAAGCGAUAAAACAAAUAUAAAGAUUCAUAUUACAAUACCAUAAACACAAUUUGUUUAUUUAAUUAAAUUGGUCAAUAUGUUUAUUGUUUAUAAUGUAAUUAUUUAAUGUGUAUGACUUUAAAUCAUAAUCGCAACUAAGCAGAUACAUAGUUGUUUAUAGUUACAAAAAUUAUAUUGCAUACUAUACAAUGUCUGUUAACUAAAUUUUAAUAAUGUCAAUUGGUUAUUGUUAAUUUGUUUGCUUAUAAAAACUAUAAGCAAACAAAAUAACCAUAACCUAUUGACAUACUGAAAGUAACCAGAAUACAUAUGUAUUUGCAUUUUAUAAUUAAACUGAGUUAUCUGAUUUAUUUGUUAGAUUAAUAUAAGUAUAUAAAUAUCUACUACAGAAAAUAACGCACACAAUUAAACUGCGUCACGGCGUAGUAAUAUGUAUAUGGCUUUAUUAAUUUUAUGCCCCCGGAUCGAAUGAUCGGAGGUAUAUUGUUUUUGGCCUGUCUGUCUGUCAUUCUGUCUGUCUGUCAUUCUGUCCCAAAACGUUAACCUUGGUCAUAAUGUUUGCAUUACUAAGAUAGCAACUUGAUAUUUAGCAUGCGUGUGUAUCUCAUAGAGCUGCUCAUUUUGAUUGCUGAAAGGUCAAGGUUAUCAUUCAAGGUCAAAGGUCAAUUAUAUGGCGUCAAAGCGGCGCAGUAGGGGGCAUUGUGUUUCACAAACACAGCUCUAGUUUAUUUAUAUUUUAAUUGUUAUGCAUUAUAAAAUUAUGAAAUCCUGAUUUCAUAGCUUAUGUAUACAUUUUGAUUGAUUGAUGUUAUAUCAUGUUCAUUUCUCAUGUUUUCAUUAACGCAAUCACAUAUGUGGACGUAUUAAAUGGGCUGGAAUUAAAAUGUAUUGAAUUUACGUCAAAUCGAAACAUGCAAAAACCGUUCAUGUCGUUCAAGAAUACAUCGUAAGAAGGGAUGGUUAAAUCUAGUGUCCGUAUUGUAAUAGCUACACCAAAACAUUAACGGAUAGAGUAGAUUCGACUGACUUUGUAAAAUACACUCAGUAGUUUUUCAAACAGGUUGCGAAUAGAAAUGACAAAAUAACUGUUAACACUGUUUAAAGCCUUUUAACUUAUGAGUUUGACAUUGAUGGCACACAUGUCCCGCAUAGAGUAUGUGUAUUGAGAAUUGACCUUUGCUUUUCGUCAAACAAAGUGCACGCUGAACAGUAAGUGUAUAUGAAAAAACACACUAUAAAACCAUCUGUCUGUAUAAGAAUCAUAAGAAUCAUAUCAUAACACUUUACUUUACAUUACGUCCCGUGUGAUUGCAAUAAGCUAUGUACUCAUAUGAAGUAUUGUAUUAUUCAUAUUAUUAUAAGAAGCAGUAGAAGUAUUAUAUAGUUUCGAUUUUGUAUUCUAUCUUUAAGUUUAUUUUGGAAAAUAUUUCUUUCAAUGUGUUAACCAGAAACACAUUGUGCAAGUAUGUUUUAUAAAAAAAUUGCACAAAAAUCAAGUUUAAUAUGUAAUAAUAUAUUUAACGCGUACGUAAACAAGUAUGGACUUUGGUUUUGCUGUAGCUACACUAUGAAUUAUUAAGCAAUAUAAACGAUCAUCAUUUAUGAAAAAGAAAAACAAUAUAAACGCUCAUCAUGUGUAUUAAGGUAUUUUGUAUUUGAACAAUGUUUUGAGUCUUUAGGUAUAGAUAAUUACAGGCCUUUAAUAGAGCAUAUGUAUACAAGGAAGUAAACUGCGACGUUAGUAUUGUGAAUAUCGAAUCACGUGUGCGUAAUUGUGCACCCAAAGUAAAAACAUUUGAAUGCUUGAACAAUCAGAAGUUAUGUCUGCUUAUAUUCCAGAUUAAUUUUGGGUAUUAAAUGUUGGAUGUUAUUGGUUUAAUUAAAUCCAAUGAAUACAGAAUCAAUAUCUAAAGACCCAGAACACAUAACUGUCUUGUUUAAGUGUGUUUUAGUUUGAGUCAUGUUUGCAUGUUUUUGUUUAUAAGGGACAUGUUCACAGAUUGCCAAGAAGACAUGAAUCGAAUGUUCCCCUUAAAUUUCAAAUUUUAUAAGAAAGUAUAUAAAUUGGAGUAAAAUGAUACAACUGCAAACAUGUUUCGUUAAAAAAAUAGUUUGAAUUUGGAAAUUGAUACACUUACAAAAAAUACACGAUACAAUGGACAUUACUUAAUGUUCUGCUGUUUUAAUUGAAGUUUGGGAAAGCAUUUUAAUCACUUACAAACGUAAGACAUGUUUAGACAAUAAACGUAUUCAUUUUAAUACGUCGACAUAGCCAGAUGGUAACCGACGGGGACCUGUGAUUGGAAAAAAUGAAAGCCCAGAAAAAACAUUAUUGAACUCCAACUCCCUCCUAAUGCUUUUCUUGUAUUUGACAUUUCUUGGUUUGGAAUGUACUUCUAAUUGUCAGGUUAAGGAUAUGAAUGGUGAGCACGCAAUCAAAUCUGUAAGCAUGUCCCGUAAAUAAGUUGUACACGUACUAUGAGAUGUUUUUGAAAUGGUGUUUUGCGGGCUUUAGAAAAAAUAAAACAGCUUUUAGUUAUUUAUUUUUCAGAAGGUUAAUACAUAACAUUCCAUUUGUAAGAAACGGAUUUAACGAUUAUAUCAAGAUAACAUAAAUAUAUUGUACAAACAUUCAUAACCUGCACUCGAAACUUCUGCUUUCGUGUGGAAAAAUAUAGAAGCGUUAAAAUUGAUAUGAGCGAUAUAUACGUCAAGUACCUGUUAGCGUUUUUGCGACAGUUGUCAUAAAACGUGUUCAAUAAUAAAUUCGCAUAUUUUAAUCAAGGUUUUCAAUUCUAGAUUUAGCUGUUUGUAAAUACAUGUGUUAUGUUUUUGGACAAAGCACCAUUAGAGGAAUAUGAUCGUUCGAUAGUUUUAAUUAUCUCACUCUGAAUUCUAGAGAGCCGUAUAUAUUUCUCUUAAAAUCGCUCAAGACGUAAACGAACACGCAUAAGGUUAGAAGGCAAGCAGUAACGAGUCAGAGUUGUUGUAAUCAAAGCCCCAAGACGCCAUGACAUUUAUUGAAUAUUUGCAUGUAUAUGCGGUGUAUAAUAACUUCAACACACUAGCAAUAAAUGUAUUUAAAAAAAAGAAA
Messenger RNA from Dreissena polymorpha, 14154 nucleotides. RefSeq lists its product as uncharacterized. Lineage: Eukaryota; Metazoa; Mollusca; Bivalvia; Myida; Dreissenidae. The record is from RefSeq and is a predicted model, not a curated record. Bases 345 to 3305 code for a protein of 986 amino acids. The transcript has 8 exons.